AUGCAAUAUGUUUUUCAAGGUCUGGAAAUCAUCCGGUUAACAGAGACAUUUACAUUUAAUCCAAAAGAGGGAAUAGACAACCCAGUGAUGGUCACCAUAGAAGAUGCAGACUCUGUGUCCACACCCAGCCCACGUCUGUGUGUUCUUAAACGAGAGGAAGGGGAGUCCUACGGCUUUAAUCUGCGGGUGGAGAGGGGACGCCAGGGUCACAUCGUCAGAAAUGUAGUGUCAGGAGGCGUGGCAGGGUUCAGUGGCCUUAAAGAUGGAGACAGGCUUCUGGAAGUCAACAACUGCUUUGUGGAGGACGUCCCUCACCCUGAGGUGGCUGGGAAGAUAAGGCUCAGUGGAAAUCAGUUAUGUUUAUUAUUGUUGGAUGGCGAGGAGUACGAGCAGGCUUUGUCCCGAGGUGAAGACCUCCAAAGUCUGGUCAGUGCGCACAAGGGCGAGGGCUGCAGACCACCCAGACUCUGCCACAUCACCAGGGAUCCAGCCUCAGGUCUGGGCAUCAACUUCACACCCGUGGAAGGUAACUCUCACCAGAAAGGUUGCUUCUCUGUGAGCCUGGCAGCAGGAGGUGCAGCGGAAAAGGCUGGGGUGUGUAAAGGAGAUCACCUGGUGUGGAUAGACGGAGCAACAGUGUCUGAUCUCACACACUCUGCACUCAGCAGGAUGAUAAAAAAAUGUGGCAAUCACAUCACCAUCCUUGUGAUUGACGGUGAGAGUGAGAAGAACUACCUGCGUCAGAGGAGGCCCAUUCUGCCCGCCAUGGCUGUUCCACAUAACCUGCCUCACAGAGCCAGAAGACUCCAACUGGUGUCAGAGGGCGACGGCUACGGCUUCCUGCUUCGGCUGGAGAAGGCAGCAUCAGGACGCAAAUCUCAUGUUCUGCGUGCGAUGGAGAGUGGCAGUCCUGCAGAGAAGGCAGGUAUGAAGGAUGGAGAGCUGCUGCUGGAGGUCAAUGGGGAGGUGGUGGAGUCAUUGAAGCAUGAGGAGAUAGUUGACAGAGUGAGACAGAGUGGAGAACAGAUAUCUCUCACCACCAUCACUCUCGUGGGGCUGGAGUUUUACACCCAGUUGGGUCUAUCCCCGCUUCUCUUCUGUGAGGAUGCUGCUGUCGAGAGAGAAAAGGAGAGCAGCAUAUCAGCCUCUGCAGCAGAGCAGGCUCCACAAAAGGAAAUGGAUGACUCAUGUAAGCCCAGACACUGCUCCGUCCGAAAAGGCCCUUUGGGGUUUGGCUUUAACCUGGACAGUGUUCCACAGGGUCCUGGGACCUUCAUCAGUCAGAUGGCUUUUGGGGGCUCUGGUCAGAGAGCUGGACUGUGCGUGGGUGAUGUUGUGAUGGAGGUCGAUGGACAAAAUGUGGAAGAUAAGUCUCUGGAGGACGUGAUUAUGCUUGUGAAAGAAGGAGGACAUUUUAUUUCUUUACUAGUCAUGUAUAAGACUAACAUGAGGCGCAAGCAGACUGACACACCAACAAGAGACAUCCCUGACAGUGAGGAGGAAGAAAAUAAUGAAAUAUCAUGUCUGUGAGUGACAAAGAUACUCACCCUAUUGUGAAGAUAUUCUGCAUCCCAUACGUCUACUGAAGAGACUUCAAACUGAG
This is a messenger RNA of Trematomus bernacchii (emerald rockcod), 1603 nucleotides long. RefSeq names its product PDZ domain containing 3b (gene nherf4b). Gene Ontology annotation, molecular function: protein-membrane adaptor activity; signaling receptor binding. Lineage: Eukaryota; Metazoa; Chordata; Actinopteri; Perciformes; Nototheniidae. Gene Ontology annotation, biological process: protein localization to plasma membrane. Gene Ontology annotation, cellular component: apical plasma membrane. The record is from RefSeq and is a predicted model, not a curated record. The transcript is spliced from 10 exons. The coding region runs from base 1 to 1530 and encodes 509 amino acids.